Diuraphis noxia (Russian wheat aphid) is the source of this 1039-nucleotide messenger RNA. It is a transcript of the gene crc, whose product is annotated as bZIP transcription factor crc. The record is from RefSeq and is a predicted model, not a curated record. Gene Ontology annotation, cellular component: nucleus. Gene Ontology annotation, biological process: regulation of transcription by RNA polymerase II. Lineage: Eukaryota; Metazoa; Arthropoda; Insecta; Hemiptera; Aphididae. Gene Ontology annotation, molecular function: DNA-binding transcription activator activity, RNA polymerase II-specific; RNA polymerase II transcription regulatory region sequence-specific DNA binding.
CAAAUUUUAUUUUUUUAUUUUCAGAAUCUGAAACUAUCACAGAUUGGUUAAAUGAAGAAAAAUUCAUUGACCUUCCAAUAUUUGAUGAUUUCAUGACGAAUACUUCUCCAAACAACAUUGAAAUGAAACCAAUGGAAUAUCAAAAAUUUGUCCCUUCCAACAAAGCUAUCCAGUACCAACCCUAUCCAACCCAACAAUAUGCACCACCUAUGUACUGCCAUGAAACGUCCAUUCAGCCAAAAUUCAACUAUGUUCCACCAGCUUCAUUGACACCGCCAGAAAGUCCUAAAGAUACCGAUGUCCUAAUGUCUAUGCUAGAUGAUAUGCAACCAGAAGAACUCAAUCAAUUGGUUGUUGACGAAGACACAUUGUCAGACUUUAUGUCAUCAGACGCUAGUAGCCACACCGAUUCAUACAGUGAUAUAACAACUAAACGAGGCAAACCAUAUUCUCCAAAGGCACCCAAUGAAGAAAAGCGAUUACGUAAAAAAGAACAAAACAAAAAUGCAGCAACAAGGUACAGGAUGAAGAAAAAAGCUGAAAUCAAGGAAUCUGUAGUAGAAGAAAAACAACUUUUGCAAAGAAAUGAUACACUCAAAGACGAAGCCAAAGAACUAGCUAGAGAAAUUAAGUAUUUGAAAUCGUUGUUGAGAGAUGUUUACAAAGCCAAGGGACUAUUGAAUUGAAAUACAUUUAAAAUUCUUGAUCUGAUUAUUUAACUUUUAUGGCAUAUGUUUGAUUAAUAUAAAAUAGAAUUUUUUUAAAUUGUCAUGUAGGUUUUGUUGGUGGGUUUUCUCGCAUAUGCAGUUUUUUGUAUCCUUAAGUAUAAUUACAGUAUUAGAAUAUUUGGAAAUCUACUUAUAACACCAGUGCAGCCAUUAUCUCCUUGUAAAUAUAUUCUUAUUCUUUUUUUACUAGUGUUGUUUUUAAAUAUUUUGUAUUCAUUAUUGGCUUGUUAGAACUAACCAAGGAAACUUGUAUAAUUUUCAAACAUACAACUGAUCUUUGUAAUAUAUUAAAAAUAUACCAUUACUUUUGA